GCCGCCUCCCUCCUCGCGUCUGCGCACGCGGCGGCCAACAAAGCCGCCAACAAGGCGCUCGAGCAUGCCAUGCCCACUCCCAGCUUCUCCAUCGCCGACUUGGUCGACGAGGUCAGAUCCCUCCGCGAGCAGAAGGCCGCGCUCGAAGGCGAAAAGUCUCUGCUCGAGUCGCACGUCGGCUUGCUGUCGCAGCAGCUAAUGCUUCCGCCGGGCGAGCGAACCGUGACCGAGGCGCCCGACACCGGUGCGUCAAAGCCGCCAAAGUCACCGGAUGCCGAGAGCGCAGAGCCGUCGGACGAGAGCAGCGUCGAGCAGCUCUCGGCUGUGCGCGCCGCCCUCGACGCUGAGGCAGACGCGGGCAUCGCGGCGACUCUCGCGCUGGGCUCAGAGAUUCGCGCCGCCGAGGCGGACGCCGAGGCCUCGCGCCGCCGCGUCGCGAGCGCCGAGGAGGAGCUGCGGCGCAGCGUCGAAGAGCUUGAGGCGGAGCUCGAGCGGCUCGCGGCGCGUGAGCGGCGCGCCGUCGCUUCAGCGGUGAGCGCGGAACGCAGGCGCGCGGCGCAGGCGACGGCCAGUCUCGAGGAGGCGCUCGGCGCGGCGCAGGACGCGCUGGCUCGGCGCGAGGAGGCACUAGAUCUCGACGGCGGAGGCGGGUAUGGAGGCGGGUACGGCGGAGGCGGCGGCGUGGACCAGGAGCGUCAGCUACGCGCCGAGUGGAUGGCAAAGUGCGAGCACCACCGCGCGCGCAGCACCGCGCUGCAGGAGGAGGUGGCGGCACUACGGGCUGCGCACGAUGACGAGCUGCGGCGAGAGCGAUCGCGCGCCGAGGGCGCUGAAGGGAGGCUUGCGCAGGCGGAGGCGGCGGCGCGGGCGGCGGGAGCGACACGCGCGCAGGCGGAGCGGCAGGCUGCGCAGCUGUCGUUGGAUUUCAACGCGCAAGUGCACGAGCUCGCCCUGCUGCGGCAGCGCGCCGAGAGGGCGGAGCAGCAACUGUCGCGCCACACGGUGGAGAAGUGCACCGCACGGCAGUGGAUCGUCAACUUCGUUGAGAACGAGGCGGCGAGGCCGGAGCUGCUCCGGCUGAUGGCGACGUGGUGGGAAUUUAGCGAGGAGGACUUGGUCCGGGUCGGCUUGCGAGCCGAAGCGCUGCCGCCGUCGCCUUUCCGACGUCCCUCUGACGGCUCGCUGCUCGAUGCAUUCGAGAGCUUCCUGACUCGGGAGUCUGGCGUGGAAUAGAACUAGACGUUACCUCCCGCCACACCUCUUAAAAGAUCGCCUGAACUACUG
Messenger RNA from Emiliania huxleyi CCMP1516, 1284 nucleotides. RefSeq lists its product as hypothetical. Bases 70 to 1233 code for a protein of 387 amino acids. The record is from RefSeq and is a predicted model, not a curated record. The transcript has a single exon. Lineage: Eukaryota; Haptophyta; Isochrysidales; Noelaerhabdaceae.